AUGACUGGGGAUUCACCAAUAGAAUUUGUCGUUUCCGGUCAAAAUGGUAUGGAAUACAUCGAUAUGAAAAAUUCACUAGUUUACUCUAAAAUAAAGAUAACAAAGGCAGAUGGAUCUGCUAUAAGCACAACCGAAGAUAUAGGACCCGUCAAUUUUUUGUUACCUGCCCUAUUUUCACAAGUAGACGUUACACUUCAAGGGAGAACGGUAGUCUCUACCACAAGUAAUUAUGCCUAUAAGGCAUACAUUCAGACAUUAUUGAAAUAUGGAACUGAUGCUAAAACAUCCCAGCUGACGACUCAGUUAUGGAACAAAGAUACCGAUGGGGAGAUGAACGAUACAGACGUGAGGACUGGUAAUAACUUAGCUUUGCUGGAAAGAGCUGAACUAUUCGAGGGUGGUAAAAGUGUCGAUUUAGAAGGUCCCAUAUUUCACGAUCUAUUCAGGAUGGAUAGAUACCUACUUAAUCAAGUCAACGUAAACGUGAAGAUGUACAGAUCAAAGCCUGAAUUUUGUCUAUUGUCCGGAACACAGACUCCAGACUACAAGAUUGAAUUUGAAGAUAUUAGACUACGCAUCGCUAAAGUCAAGGUUAACCCUGCCGUCAUCUAUGCUCAAAGUCAAGCCCUAACUACUACUACAGCAAAAUAUCCAUUUACGGAGACUGUACUAAAACACAUCACCCUCCCAGCUGGAGGUACCAGUUUUACGUACGACAACAUAUUUCAGGGAAUGAGACCAAAUUUCGUAACAAUUGGAUUUGUCGAUGCAACUGCUAUCACGGGAGCCUACGAUCAAAACCCAUGGUUCUUCCAACCAUUCAACUUAACAUCCAUUGGUCUCUAUGUGGACGGAAUACCCGUAGGAGGUAACACCAUAAAAAUCGAUUACAAUGCCACCACCGGCCAGACCACCAUUCCAGUUCUCAGGAACAUGUUUAAAACGACUGGAAGAUGGUUAUACGAUUGUGGAUUGGAAAUAAAUAGGGAGAGCAUCUCAAAUGGUUAUUCCCUCUACUCAUUCAACUUGGAGCCGAUAUUUCAAGGAAGUCAAUAUCUUACCUUGCUGAAACAGGGAAACGUCAGAUUGGAGGUCACAUUCGGAAGUACACUACCAAAAACCAUCAGCUGUAUCGUCUAUGCCGAGUAUCCUGGCUAUUGUGAAAUCAACGCUGCAAGAGAUAUUUUAAAACCAUGA
Pecten maximus is the source of this 1197-nucleotide messenger RNA. RefSeq lists its product as uncharacterized. The coding region runs from base 1 to 1197 and encodes 398 amino acids. The record is from RefSeq and is a predicted model, not a curated record. The transcript has a single exon. Lineage: Eukaryota; Metazoa; Mollusca; Bivalvia; Pectinida; Pectinidae.